Drosophila persimilis is the source of this 2218-nucleotide messenger RNA. RefSeq names its product UBX domain-containing protein 4. The record is from RefSeq and is a predicted model, not a curated record. NCBI's taxonomy places the organism in Eukaryota, Metazoa, Arthropoda, Insecta, Diptera, Drosophilidae. The transcript has 5 exons. Gene Ontology annotation, molecular function: protein binding. Bases 105 to 2099 code for a protein of 664 amino acids.
UUUUUUUCUGGAAAAACAAACCUCAGGCUAAAUUUUCCGUAACCUUCCCUUCCGACCAAAAAGCAGUGGUACACACAUAACCAUAAUCGAAAAGAAGCAGAAACAUGAACUGGCAUUCGGGCAACAUAGCGGAAGCCGUGGCGGAAUCCAAAUCCAAAAAUGCCAUCUUUGUCGUGUUUAUACAAGGUGAGAACGAGCUGUCCAGCAAGCUGGAGCGAUUCGUGGACGAUCAGCAAGUGCGCUCCCGUCUAGAGACCUCGGACUUUGUGGCCAUCAAAGUCCAAGGCAACAGCACAGCCUAUGGCCAGUUCAUGUCCCUCUACAAAGUCGUACCCAUUCCUUCAAUCUUCUUUAUUGGCAAAUCGGGCACACCCCUGGAUGUGGCCACUGGCAUCAUUGGCAGUGCCGAAGACCUGGUCGCCAAAAUCGACAAAGUCCUUGUCCUGUCAGGUAAACGGGAGGAGAACCAGCAGGCCGCCACUAGCAACAGCAGUCGCCCCUCACCCAGUCGAGAGACAAAGUCGCGAAAAAUGGCCGGAGCCGAUGACACGGCAAGUGAAAAGGCACAGCAACCCAAAACAGAUGAAGUGCCGCAAGCAACCAGUCUCGCCAGCAAAUCAACUACUUCGACACCGGCGCUAGACAGCAGUUCGACAGCAGCCCCCGAGAAGCCCAGCGUUUCGUCUAAGACUGGGGCUGAGCCUCCAGAUACACCAGUAAUCGGAUCCACAAUCGCCGCAGGAGACAAUAAGAACCCCUCGACGACUUCGGCGGGGGUUCGGCCGUCGCCCCCAUUGCCCGUUCAGACAUCGGCUUCUGCAGAGUUGCUGACUUUAGUGGGCUCCGGUUCAAGUUCCUCUCAGCCUGCCACAGCUGCCUCGGCAGCAGUAUCGGCACCGGCCGAGCCGAUACCGACACCGACACAGCAACAGCCAACCGACUCUGCCGUGCGGAUGGCUGAGAUACAGAACAGGCAGGAAGAGAAGCGCCGCGAGCAGGAACAGGAGCAGGAGCAACGACAGAAGAGGGAGAGGGAGAACACGCUAAGGCGUCGUCGAGAGGGAAAGGAGGCCCAGACCCAGGAGGCGCUCACCAAGGAGCAGGAGCUUAAAAAUAUGCAGGAACGCAUUCGUCGCAAUCGGCAGGAGGAGCAGGAGACUCGCGACCGCAUUCGCGCCCAAAUCGCAGCCGAUCGGGCGGAGCAGGUGCAUCGCGUGAUCCCAGAUGACGACGUCCACAUCGCAGCGAACACGAGCGCAGCGACCGUCAUGUCCGACUCGUUUAGCUUCGCGGAUCAGACGCGUCUGCAGAUCCGUCUGCCCGAUGGCGUGCAGCGCACCAAGUCCUUCCCGAUCGGCGCUCUGCUCGGCACCGUUCGCAUCUACGUGCGGAAUGAGCUGCUGUCGGGCACCGAUAGGCGCGACUUCACUCUGGCCACAAGCUACCCCCGGCGGGAGUUCCGCACAGAGGAUGAGGUCAAGACCUUGCUAGAGCUGAAUCUGGUGCCCAAUGCCGUGGUGCUGGUCCUGACCAAGGAGCAGGUCAACCGCGUGGUGCGCACCGGGGGCUCGUUGAUGUCCAUGCUGACCACUGUGAUGUGGGCGAUGAUUACGCCGGCAGCCAAGGCUUUCGAUUACAUCCGCAAGAAUGGAUGGCGUCCGAUUUCGCAGCAGGUCACCGUGAUGCUGGCCAACGUUCGCUGGCCAGGUCGUGACGGCGGUGCCAAUGUGGUCCUGGUCCAGGGCGAUGCUGCCGCUCGCCGAAACAUGGAUAUGUUCUCGAUGCGCCCCAUGCCGGCGCCAGGCCUCAACCCGCAGCCGGCGCCAGAGGCACCCGAGACAGAAUCAACCACACCGCCAGCGCCAGCCUCGCCGGGAACAGGAAACGAUGCUGCUGGACAGCAACCUGCUCAGACGCCGCCCACAGUGCUGGCGCAUGCCACGACCCAGGCACAGGCUCAGGAACAACAGUUCCAGGCACGACCGGGGGGAUACCAGGCACCGCGCUAUGGGAAUGCCAACAUACGACGGCUGCACGACGCAAAGGACGACAAGGACAACAAGGCCACCUACAACGGCAACUCCACGCAGCAGCAAUAAAAUAAGAAAGAAGGAAGGAACAACGAAGGACUCGAUAGACAUCAGCCUACUGCAUAACCUGUUACAACAAAAUUAAUAUAAAUAUUUAACUGAAAAUCAAUCAGACAAUAUUCCAAAUA